Messenger RNA from Danio rerio (zebrafish), 1026 nucleotides. It is a transcript of the gene psmd2, whose product is annotated as proteasome 26S subunit ubiquitin receptor, non-ATPase 2. The record is from RefSeq and is marked provisional. Gene Ontology annotation, molecular function: enzyme regulator activity. Gene Ontology annotation, biological process: regulation of protein catabolic process; proteasome-mediated ubiquitin-dependent protein catabolic process. Gene Ontology annotation, cellular component: proteasome storage granule; proteasome accessory complex; proteasome complex. Lineage: Eukaryota; Metazoa; Chordata; Actinopteri; Cypriniformes; Danionidae.
CGGUACUAAGUCGCAUUCAGAGGAACACCAGCAGCAAAACCAUGGAGGAAACCGCAAAAAAGGAGAAAAAGCAGGCCGAGACCAAGGAGGAGAAGGACAAACAACCGGCGGGGAAGGAUAAAGAUAAGAAAGAGGAGCAGGAGCUGUCAGAGGAAGACAAACAGCUUCAGGAGGAGUUGGAGAUGCUUGUGGAAAGACUGGGCGAGAAGGACACGUCUCUGUAUCGUCCCGCUCUGGAGGAACUGCGGCGUCAGAUUCGCUCCUCCACAACUUCUAUGACGUCUGUGCCGAAACCGCUCAAGUUCCUGCGACCACAUUACGCCAAACUCAAAGACAUCUACCAGAACAUGACGGCAGGAGAGAACAAGCAUUUCUGUGCUGAUGUGGUGUCCGUUCUGGCCAUGACGAUGAGCAAUGAGCGAGAGUGUCUGAAGUAUCGUCUGCUGGGCUCACAGGAGGAGCUGGCAUCCUGGGGACAUGAAUAUGUCAGGCAUCUUGCAGGAGAAGUGGCUAAAGAAUGGCAGGAGAUCGAGGAAGGGGAUAAAGCUCAACAGGAAGUCCUUCUGAAGCUUGUCAAAGAGAUCGUCCCGUAUAACAUGGCCCAUAAUGCCGAGCACGAGGCCUGUGACCUCCUGAUGGAGAUUGAACGACUUGACAUGCUGGACUCGUACAUUGACGAAAACGCCUACGCUAAAGUCUGCCUUUACCUGACCAGCUGUGUGAGUUAUGUCCCUGAACCGGAGAACUCCGCGCUGCUGAAAUGUGCGCUCAACAUCUUCCGCAAGUUCAACCGUUACCCAGAAGCCCUCAGACUGGCGCUCAUGCUGAACGAUGUGGAGCUGGUGGAGAACAUCUUCACUUCCUGCAAAGACAUUGUGAUCCAGAAGCAGAUGGCGUUCAUGUUGGGUCGCCAUGGCAUGUUCCUGGAGCUCAAUGAAGACGUGGAGGAUUAUGAGGAUCUGACAGAGAUCAUGUCCAACGUGCAGCUCAACAGCAACUUCCUGGCCCUCGCUAGAGAGGUACACA